This is a messenger RNA of Paramormyrops kingsleyae, 2424 nucleotides long. Its product is annotated as ankyrin repeat and SOCS box protein 2-like. Lineage: Eukaryota; Metazoa; Chordata; Actinopteri; Osteoglossiformes; Mormyridae. Gene Ontology annotation, molecular function: protein binding. The record is from RefSeq and is a predicted model, not a curated record. Gene Ontology annotation, biological process: intracellular signal transduction.
UGAGGAUUUGCCUGAGGCAGUGAGCCGAGACAACAGCUGAGGUCUCCAGUAAAAAGCAUUACGGUGUGCUUCAUCCUCCAACAAGCCAAAGAUAGGGGCAGCACAAGAGGCCUAUCAAUGGCAUCGGAAGACUACAGUGUUUACAGUGGAUUGACGGAAGAUGAGCUGAUCUCAUUGGCUGUUGAACGCAGUCUAACAGAUGACCAUGUUUCUGUGGACCACACUGGUCACAGUAAGACACCAAUAGUGCAGUCAAGGCCAACUAUUGCAGGUUCCAUUUCUGCACAUCCACAUGUUGCUCCACCCACAGAUGACACACCAUGCAUCACUCUGAAAAAUGCUUGCACAGACCCAGGUCCAGGAGCAAGAAAGUGCUAUUCCUUCAUCAACAGUGACGGCCAGCAGUAUGCAGCUUGGAGGAGAUACGAUGGGUCAAUGUUAGUCACCCUUGAUCCAGAGCCCUUAGAUCCUGUUGUCAAAGCAAUCAAGAGCGGUGCUGUGAGUACUCUGAUUGAGAUUGCAAAGACUGGAAUAUGCCUGACAAAACAAAAUAAGGAAGGCUGGAUUUCUCUACAUGAGGCUGCAUACCGUGGCCAAACAGAAUGCCUCAAGGUUUUGCUAAAACUCGAUCACAAGAUGAUCAACGCACGCACCUUCCAGGAUGAGACACCUCUCUUCUUUGCUGUGUCUUUUGAACAAGUGGCCUGUAGCCAGUGGCUCCUGGAGAGUGGAGCAGAUCCUGACAUCAGCAAUAAGGAGAACGAAACUCCUCUCUACACAGCCUGUGAAAGACAGAAUCUGGACAUUGUGCAGCUGAUCCUGAAGUUCAAAGGCAAGGUGAACAAAAUCUGCCGGCAGGGCUGCACAGCUCUGCAUGAAGCCGUGUGGCGUGACAACCUGGAGAUUUGUCACGCUCUACUGGAGGCCGGGGCCGACAUCAGCAUCCCCAACAAAUAUGGCAUCACUCCUCUCUUUGCAGCUGCACAGGGAGGAUGUGUCAAAGUGUUGCGCUUCCUCAUAAGGCAUGGCGCGGAUGUGAACAGCCACGCAGCUGAUGGAGCCACAGCUCUCUAUGAGUCUAGCAAGAACGGCCAUGAAGAGGUUGUGAAAAUUUUGCUAUCACGAAAUGCUAAUGCUAACAUAUGUACCAGAGGGGGACUGCUUCCACUGCAUAUAGCUGCCAAACGUGGAAAUGAAAGAAUUGUGUCCAUCCUGAUCCCGGUCACUAGCAAGGCCCGGGUGCGGCGUAGUGGGAUCAGUCCCCUUCACCUCGCUGCAGAACGUAACAAGAAUGAGGUCCUGGAGACUCUCAUAGAGGCAGGCUUUGAUGUCAACGCCAUGUUGUCCCCUGACCGCUCCAAGAUGCACGAGGACCGCCGCAGCACCGCCCUCUACUUUGCCAUCUGCAACAACAACACUGAAGCUGCCACUAUGCUCCUAGAAGCUGGUGCCAACCCCAACCUGGACACGUUUAACCCCCUGCUGAUCGCCGUGCGUCAGGGCUGCAUACGGACAGUCACUUUGCUGGUAGAGCAUGGGGCCAAUGUCAAUGCCUACAUCCCCACCCACCCCACCUCCUUCCCCGCUGCCAUUAUGUUCUGCAUGAAGUACCUGACCCUGCUCAAGUACCUGCUGGAUAAUGGGUGCGAUGCCCAGUCCUGCUUCCAGUGUGAGUACGGCAGUGGCCCACAUCCUCCGAUCGAGACCUUACACAGACCCAGGGAUGACAUACGCUACAAUGUUGAUGUGCAGAACUACAUUCCAGUGCAGUUCUGUGAGAUGAUUUCCACGCCUUCAGUGAGUCGCUGGGCAGGACCCAUCAUUGAUGUCCUCCUGGAUUAUGUUGGCAAUGUGCAGCUGUGUGCCAGGCUGAUAGAGCAUCUGGAUAGCUAUGAGGACUGGGGUGUUAUCAAGGAGAAAUCAAUUCUUCCACGACCUCUAAUGCAAUUAUGCAGACUCAGGAUUCUCAGUUUGUUAGGGGCCGAGAGGAUGCAGCUCAUCGAUUCCUUGCCAAUCCCUGGAAGAUUAUUAAAGUUCCUGAGACAUGAGGAGCGCUCAUCACAGUUAUGAAGUGAACAAUCUGCCAUUACUCCCCAACAUUAAAGAUACAAAAUGACUGCUUGGACUAGCAUAUGGAUGCUAUGUUUGCUAUCUGUUAAAUAAUUAACUUAUUUAUAAUGUGUAUAUUUCUGCUCUUUCAUUGAAAAAAAUCACAUCAGUCAUAUUUAUUACUCAUAUAUUGUCCGUUAAUAUUUAUAUUGCACUGCCUUGUCUUGAACUGUUUUGUUCUUUAUUGCACGGCUGUUGUCCGGAUUGCACUAUUCGUCCUAUUGUCUCCUGAUGUACCUGUCUCCUCCCCUGCAACUGUGGCACAAGAAUUUCACUGUGUCCCUCCAAUCAUAUGUAACAAUAAAACUUUAUUUG